Molecule: messenger RNA, 875 nt
Organism: Caenorhabditis elegans
Lineage: Eukaryota; Metazoa; Nematoda; Chromadorea; Rhabditida; Rhabditidae
Gene: gpla-1
Product: Bursicon
Cellular component (GO): extracellular region
Source: RefSeq, marked reviewed
UUUUCAGCCUAUACCUUCUCAAAUGAUGGGCUCCAAAGCACGAGCACGACGACGUUUAAGUUGUUUUUUAAGCGUUUUUGUUGUGACAUGCUUAUUACAGUACUGCACAGCAGGUGUUACUAAGAAUAAUAGUUGCAAAAAAGUUGGAGUGGAGGAACUUAUAGAUGAAGAAGGCUGUGAUUUGAUGAUAAUUCGAAUCAAUCGAUGCAGUGGGCAUUGCUUCUCAUUUACAUUUCCUAAUCCCUUAACGAAAAAAUAUUCAGUGCAUGCGAAGUGCUGCCGGAUGGUUGAAUGGGAAAUGCUUGAAACAGAAUUAAAAUGUUCCAAAGGAAACCGAAAUCUUCGAAUACCAUCUGCAACACAAUGUGAAUGUUUUGAUUGUCUUGUUCGAUAGUUGCAGUUUCCAUCUCUUUCAUUUCUCAUUCUUGAAUCUCUUGAGUUUUACCUGCAUAAUAGAUUUAAUUUAUUUUCUCUCCUCCAGUGCCACAUUCAUCCACAUUUCCAUAAAAUCUCGUUCCCUUAAUUAUUUCUAUAAUAAUCUCGUUGAUACGGGCAUCUAAAAAUGCAAAAAAUCAAAGCGAAAGAAGGAUGACUGACAUAAAUUGUCUCAAAUGAAACCGAACAAAAACCAAAAUUACCAAGUUGAUCUCUCUGCGUCUCACAUUCUCUCAUUCUAUUUUCUUGUCUGCCAAACAAAAAACAAAAUGUUCUUUAUUGAAAUAAACAAUUGACAAUGUUGAUUGAAUGAUACCUCUAGCCAACAGAAAAUGAGUUUGAAUUGUGCAUUAUUCAUGUACUGUACCUUUGUACUUUGUCCUUUUUUUGGAAUAUUUUUAAUUAAAUGAAAAAGAACCUAAUAAACUUUUAUUUUUCCU